AAUGGGGGGUUCAUUGGCCGGGUAGGGAGCACCUGCUCUGUGGUGUGCACCAGUUGCUGCGGCCUCCCAACCAAGAGUGAUACUCUCUCCACCUUUAAGGAGUUCAAGUCCAGAGCGGGAGGAAUGAACGGGAGGAGGAUGGUUUUCGGUUGUUGCCGCUAUGGCCAGACUACACACCUCACUGCAUUUACUGGUGACUCGCGCUCAGGUCAUGCAGUUGUCUACUGAUCCAGCCGGCCCUGCCAGGUGACCAUGCCUGUCCUCGGCCCAGUUCUUCUGCAGGUGCUCUGGGCCGGAUGCGUCCUCACCCUCCAGCCACUUCCACCAGCCGCUUUUACUCCCAAUGGCACACAUCUGCAACACCUGGCCAGGGACCCCAGCUCAGGCACUCUCUAUGUAGGGGCUACCAACUUCCUAUUCCAGCUGAGCCCUGAGCUGCAGCUGGAAGCCAUGGUGUCCACAGGCCCUGUGAAUGACAGCAGAGACUGCCUACCGCCCGUGAUGCCCGACGAAUGUCCUCAGGCCCAGCCUACCAACAAUCCCAACCAGCUGCUCCUGGUGAGCCCGGAGGCCCUGGUGGUGUGCGGGAGUGUCCAUCAGGGCGUCUGUGAGCUCCGGAGCCUGGGACAGCUCAGGCAGCUGCUACUGCGGCCAGAGAGGCCUGGGGACACCCAGUACGUAGCUGCUAAUGACCCUGCGGUCAGCACCGUGGGGCUGGUGGCCCAGGGUUUGGCAGGGGAGCCCCUCUUAUUUGUGGGGAGGGGAUAUACCAGCAGGGGAGUAGGGGGCGGCAUCCCACCCAUCACAACACGGGCCCUGCGUCCACCAGACCCCCAAACCGCCUUCUCCUAUGAGGAGACGGCCAAGCUGGCAGUGGGACGCCUCUCUGAGUACAGCCAUCACUUUGUGAGUGCCUUUGCACAUGGGACCAGUGCCUACUUCCUGUUCCUGCGGCGAGACCUGAAGGCCCCUUCUAGAGCUUUCCGCGCCUAUGUGUCUCGAGUGUGCCUCCAGGACCAGCACUACUACUCCUACGUGGAAUUGCCUCUGGCCUGCCAGGGUGGCCGCUAUGGCUUGAUCCAGGCAGCGGCUGUGGCCACGUCCCGGGAGGUGACCCACGGGGAGGUGCUCUUCGCAGCCUUCUCCUCAGCGGCUCCUCCCACUGUGGACUGGCCCCCGGCGGCGGCUCCCGGUGCGGCGGGCAGCUCUGUGCUCUGCGCCUUCCCCCUGGACGAGGUGGACCGGCUCGCCAACACCACCCGAGACGCCUGCUACACUCGUGAAGGCCGUGCUGAGAAUGGGACCAAGGUGGCCUACAUUGCCUAUGACGUCAUUUCCGACUGUGCGCAGCUGCCAGUGGACACCCCGGAUGCUUUUCCCUGUGGUUCAGACCAUACACCCAGCCCCAUGGCCAGCCGUGUCCCCUUAGAAGCCACACCUAUUCUGGAGUUUCCAGGGGUUCAGCUAACAGCUGUGGCAGUCACCAUGGAGGAUGGACACACCAUUGCUUUCCUAGGUGACAGUCAAGGACAACUGCAUAGGGUCUACCUGGGCCCCGGGAGCGAUAUUGGCCCAUACUCUAAACAGAGCAUUCAGCCAGGAUCUGCGGUGAGCAGAGACCUCACCUUUGAUGGCACCUUUGAGCACCUGUACGUCAUGACCCAGACGACACUUGUGAAGGUUCCUGUGGCCCCCUGUGCUCAGCACCUGGACUGUGAAUCUUGCCUUGCCCGCAGGGACCCGUACUGUGGGUGGUGCGUGCUCCUCGGCAGGUGCAGUCGCCGGUCAGAAUGUUCCAGGGGCCAGGGCCCAGAGAAGUGGCUGUGGAGCUUCCAGUCAGAGCUAAGCUGUUUGCGAGUGGCAGCCAUCAGUCCUGCCAACAUCAGCCGAGAGGACAGGAAGGAGGUUUUCCUGUCGGUACCAGACCUGCCAUCCCUUUGGCCAGGGGAGUCAUAUUCCUGCUACUUUGGGGAAUAUGAGAGUCCUGCUCUGCCGAUCGGUUCUGGUGUGAUGUGCCCCUCCCCAGACCCUAGCGAGGCCCCAGUGCUGCAGAGAGGAGCCGACCAUGUCUCUGUGAGCGUGGAGCUCAGAUUCGGUGCCGUGGUAAUCGCCACAGCCUCGCUGUCCUUCUAUGACUGUGUGGCAGUCACCAAGCUCCGCCCAUCCGCCCCGUGCCAGGCUUGCGUGAGCAGCCACUGGGGGUGUAACUGGUGUGUCUGGCAGCACCUUUGCACGCACAAGACCACGUGCGAUGCUGGACCCAUGGUUGUGAGCCAACAGAGCCCGCUUCUCCCCCUAGUCCCUCCUGCAGAGGAUGUACCCACCCCCUCCCCACCCACAGCCCCCAAAGCCACAGCCACCCCUACCCCCAACCCCUUUGCGGUGGAGCCCGGGGCUCCCUCCUUAACCACAGUCUCAGAUGUCCCGCCUAGGGCCAAGCCUUCCCUGCUCAGCCUUUGGGAGCCGUGGGCAGGCCCUGGCCCAAUACCGUCGCCCGCCUCCGCAGAUUCACCUGUCCAUGAGAAGCCCUUACCUCCCAACCUCCCCACCACACCUGGAACUGCUGUCCCUGUCCCCACUGAUUUGGGACCAGUGACCACACCUGAGGACCUCUUGGCCUCCCGCCCAUUGCCCUCAGAUGCAGCUGCAGUGUCCCCCGCAGAGCCUGGCCCUGAGGCCCUGCCUUCCACGGUAGUCCUGGACCAGCCCCCUGGCACUGCUCCUGCCAUCACUUUCCCAGGGGCCACUGGCUCCACGAAGCCCGUUCUGGACUGGCUCACGAGAGGAGGCGAGCUGCCCGAGGCGGACGAGUGGACGGGGGGUGACACGCCCACCUUCUCCACUGCCACACUCCUCUCAGGUGAUGGAGACUCGGCAGAGCACGAGGACCCUCCUGCCCCCCUCAUCCUUCUGUCCAGCCUCGACUACCAGUACGACACCCCCGGGCUCUGGGAGCUGGGGGAAGUGAGUCGGAGGGCAAGCUCCUGCCCGUGUGUGGAGAGCGUUCUGGGCUCCACACUGAUGCCAGUCCACGUGGGGCGAGAAGUUCAGCUUCGAGGCAGGAACCUGCGGCUCUUCCAGGAUGGCUCUAGAAACAGUGAAUGCGUGAUGGAGUUGGAGGGCACUCAGGUGGCAGUUGAGGCCCGAGUCGAGUGUCAGCCGCCUCCAGACACCUUGUGCCAUAUCACGUGCCAGCAGCACCAGUUUAGCUAUGCCGCGCUGCAGCCAGAGCUCCAGGUGGGGCUGUUUCUGCGUUGGGCUGGAGGCCUGCGCGUGGACAGUGCUGAUGGGCUUCAUGUGGUACUGUAUGACUGCUCUGUGGGACACGGGGACUGUAGCCGCUGCCAAACUGCCACGCCCCAGUAUGGCUGCGUGUGGUGUGAGGAGGAGCUUCCACGGUGCGUGGCCCGGGAGGCCUGUAGCGAAGCCGGAGCCGUGGCCACUCAGUGCCCUGCGCCCCUUAUCCAUGCGGUCGAGCCACUGACUGGACCUAUCGAUGGAGGCACCCGUGUCACCAUCAGGGGCUCCAACCUGGGUCAACAUGUACAGGAUGUGCUGGACAUGGUCAAGGUGGCCGGAGUGCCCUGUGCUGUGGAUGCCCAGGAAUAUGAGGUCUCCAGCAGUCUCGUGUGCAUCACUGGGGCCAGCGGGGAGGAGGUGACCGGUGCUGUGACUGUGGAAGUGCCUGGAAGAGGACACGGCGUCUCAGAGCUCAACUUUGCCUAUCAGGAUCCAAAAGUACAUUCCAUUUUUCCUGCCCACGGCCCCAGAGCUGGUGGCACCCGCCUUACCCUACAUGGUUCCAAGCUCCUGACUGGGCGACUGGAAGAUACCCGGGUGGUAGUUGGAGAGCAGCCUUGUCACUUGCUGCUGGAACAGCAAUCUGAGCAGCUGUGCUGUGAGACCAGCCCGUACCCCGUGCCCGCUGAGCUUCCUGUGACCAUUUGGUUUGGAGCCACUGAGCGGAGUCUUGAGCAUGGCCAAUUCAAGUACACAUCAGACCCCAACAUCACUUCUGUCGGCCCCACCAAGAGCUUCCUUAGUGGGGGUCGUGAGAUAUGGGUCCAUGGCCAGAAUCUGGAUGUGGUGCAGACACCAAGAAUCCGAGUGACUGCGGUCCCAAGAAUGCUGCAGCCUGGCCGGGGUCUUGGACAGAAGCACCCUGUGGUCCCAGAUAAAUUCGAGGGGUCAUGCCAUGUAAACUCCUCCCAGCUCAUUGCGUGCCGCACACCUGCUCUCCCGGGCCUGCCUGAAGACCCCUGGGUCCAGGUGGAGUUUAUCCUCGACAGCCUGGUCUUUGACUUUACAACAUUGAGCCCCACACCCUUCUCCUAUGAGGCUGACCCCACCCUGCACCCACUCAACCCCGAGGACCCCACCACGCCAUUCCGGCACAAGCCUGGGAGUGUGUUCUCCGUGGAGGGGGAGAAUCUGGACCUUGCAAUGUCUAAAGAGGAGGUGGUGGCCAUGAUAGGAGAUGGGCCCUGCACGGUGAAGACGCUGACCCGGCACCACCUGUACUGCGAGCCCCCUGUGGAGCAGCCCCUGCCGCGGCACCAUGCCCUCCGGGAGGCACCCGACGCCCUGCCCGAGUUCACGGUGCAGAUGGGGAAUCUGCACUUCUCCUUGGGUCACGUGCAGUAUGACGGAGAGAGCCCUGCAGCUUUUCCCGUGGCAGCGCAAGUGGGCUUGGGCGUGGGCACCUCCCUCCUGGCCCUGGGUGUCAUCGUCAUUGUCCUCAUGUACAGGAGGAAGAGUAAGCAGGCCCUGAGGGAUUAUAAGAAAGUUCAGAUCCAGCUGGAGAAUCUGGAGAGCAGUGUACGAGACCGCUGCAAGAAGGAGUUCACAGACCUCAUGACCGAGAUGACUGACCUCACCAGUGACCUCCUGGGCAGUGGCAUCCCUUUCCUUGACUACAAGGUGUACGCAGAGAGGGUCUUCUUCCCCGGGCACCGGGAAUCUCCCCUACACCGGGACCUCGGUGUGCCCGACAGCCGGCGACCCACCGUGGAGCAGGGCCUGGGACAGCUCUCCAACCUGCUCAACAGCAAGCUCUUCCUCACCAAGCUCAUCCACACCCUGGAGAGCCAGCGCACCUUCUCGGCUCGGGACCGUGCCUACGUGGCCUCUCUGCUCACUGUCGCGCUGCACGGGAAGCUGGAGUACUUCACUGACAUCCUCCGCACCUUGCUCAGUGACUUGGUGGCCCAAUAUGUGGCCAAGAACCCCAAGCUGAUGUUGCGCAGGACAGAAACUGUGGUGGAGAAGCUACUCACCAACUGGAUGUCCAUCUGCCUCUAUGCCUUUGUGAGGGACUCGGUGGGGGAACCUCUGUACAUGCUCUUUCGAGGGAUUAAGCAUCAGGUGGACAAGGGGCCGGUGGACAGCGUGACUGGCAAAGCCAAAUACACCCUGAAUGACAACCGCCUGCUCAGAGAGGAUGUGGAAUACCGUCCCCUGACCUUGAAUGCACUUCUGGCUGUGGGGCCUGGGGCUGGAGAGGCCCAGGGUGUACCUGUGAAGGUUCUGGACUGUGAUACCAUCUCCCAGGCCAAGGAGAAGAUGCUGGACCAGCUUUAUAAAGGAGUGCCUCUUGCUCAGCGGCCAGACCCUCGUACCCUGGAUGUUGAAUGGCGGUCCGGGGUGGCUGGUCACCUCAUCCUUUCCGACGAGGACGUCACUUCUGAGGUGCAGGGUUUGUGGAGGCGCCUGAACACCCUGCAGCAUUAUAAGGUCCCAGAUGGAGCAACUGUGGCCCUUGUCCCCUGCCUCACCAAGCAUGUUCUCAGGGAAAACCAGGAUUAUGUCCCUGGAGAACGCACCCCAAUGCUGGAGGAUGUAGAUGAGGGGGGCAUCCGACCCUGGCACCUGGUAAAGCCGAGUGAGGAGCCGGAGCCACCCAGGCCUCGGAGGGGCAGCCUUCGGGGCGGGGAGCGGGAGCGAGCCAAGGCUAUCCCCGAGAUCUACUUGACCCGCCUGCUGUCCAUGAAGGGCACCCUGCAGAAGUUCGUGGACGACCUGUUCCAGGUGCUUCUGGGCACCGGCCGCCCCGUGCCUCUGGCCGUGAAGUACUUCUUCGACCUGCUGGAUGAGCAGGCCGAGCAGCAUGGCGUCUCCGACCAGGACACCGUCCACAUCUGGAAGACCAACAGCUUGCCCCUGAGGUUCUGGAUCAAUAUCAUCAAAAACCCACAGUUCGUGUUCGACGUGCAGACGUCGGAUAACGUGGACGCAGUGCUCCUUGUCAUUGCACAGACCUUCAUGGAUGCCUGCACCCUCGCCGACCACAAGCUCGGCCGGGACUCGCCCAUCAACAAGCUUCUGUAUGCUCGAGAUAUUCCCCGCUACAAGCAGAUGGUGGAGAGGUACUACGCAGACAUCAGACAGACCGUCCCUGCCAGUGACCAAGAGAUGAACUCGGUCUUGGCUGAGCUGUCCCGGAACCACUCUGGAGAUCUUGGGGCGCGAGUGGCCCUGCACGAACUCUACAAAUAUAUCAACAAAUAUUACGAUCAGAUCAUCACUGCCCUGGAAGAGGACGGCACAGCCCAGAAGAUGCAGCUGGGCUAUCGGCUCCAGCAGAUCGCGGCCGCGGUGGAAAACAAGGUCACAGAUCUAUAGGAGCCUGGGGUCUCCGACUCACUGUUGCCUCAGCACCUCCUGGGCAGCCCUGGAACCUCAAAGGAGAGACCACCUUCGUAGAUGCCUGUAGUGACUGACAAGCAGAGUUAAUGGAAGAUGGCUUCUAGUCUCCUGGUGGCUCUAGCCUGAGCUCUGCAGGGCCCACCUUGCAGGCCUAGGGCCCAGAGGCUCAUUGGGUGUCGCGUGAUCUGUCCCCAAGCCCAGUGACCCUAUGAGUUAUUUCCUGUGUGAUGCCAGCCUGCGGGGAGCUGGGGGACUAAAGACUUCCAGAGAGUGGCUGGAAGGGCCUCCAGGCCCCUGGGGAGACUGUACUGUUCCUGAGCACUGGCCUGUGUCACAUCAGGAAUCACAGAGGAAGGAGGAGAGCCCUCCCACUUCCUGUCCUCUUCACCCAUCCUCCUUGACAUCCGUUUAGAUUCCUCUGUCCUUGUCCCUGCUGCCACUUCCAAGGGCUGAGAGAUGAACGCCUUUCUUAGGCUGCUGCACACUGGCGCCCCAGGCAGGGCUGGCUGCCUCAGGGCUCCCCUGCCUCCCAGGCAGCCAGUGGUGAGGGUCAGCUGCUGCAGGGGCCCUUGGGGAGAGGGGCGGCCUCUGAUGCAGCUCUUGAUUAAAGAAUAACACACUG
Molecule: messenger RNA, 7267 nt
Organism: Jaculus jaculus (lesser Egyptian jerboa)
Lineage: Eukaryota; Metazoa; Chordata; Mammalia; Rodentia; Dipodidae
Gene: Plxnb1
Product: plexin B1
Exons: 38
Coding region: 253-6621 (2122 amino acids)
Biological process (GO): regulation of GTPase activity; positive regulation of axonogenesis; negative regulation of cell adhesion
Cellular component (GO): semaphorin receptor complex
Molecular function (GO): semaphorin receptor activity; protein binding
Source: RefSeq, a predicted model, not a curated record